GAAGCAGUUUAAAUGCCAUUUAUCGCUACUACAAUAAAAAAGGGGAGAAGCCGAAGAUGAAGUGGAGUAUAAUUGACCGAUGGCCCACACAUCCCCUUCUCAUUCAGUGCUUCACUGAUCACAUACAGAAGGAACUGAACCUGUUUCCACCUGACAAAAGGAAAGACGUCGUCAUCCUCUUCUCAGCUCACUCUCUGCCCAUGUCUGUUGUGAACCGUGGUGACCCGUAUCCUCAGGAAGUGGGAGCUACUGUCCAGAGAGUCAUGGAGAAGCUGAACUACUCCAACCCUUACAGGCUGGUGUGGCAGUCCAAGGUUGGACCGAUGCCUUGGCUUGGUCCACAGACAGAUGAGACCAUUAAAGGGCUGUGCCAAAGAGGAAAGAAGAACAUGUUGUUGGUCCCAAUAGCGUUUACAAGCGACCACAUUGAGACACUUUAUGAACUGGAUAUUGAGUAUGCCCAAGUUUUAGCAAAUGAGUGUGGAGUUGAAAAUAUCAGAAGAGCCGAGUCUCUGAAUGGAAAUCCACUGUUCUCCAAGGCUCUGGCAGACUUGGUCUGUUCACACAUCCAGUCGAAUGAAAUCUGCUCGAGGCAGUUAACCCUCUGCUGCCCGCUCUGCGUCAAUCCUGUCUGCAGGGAGUCAAAAGCCUUCUUCACUAACCAGCAGCUGUGA
This is a messenger RNA of Antrostomus carolinensis (chuck-will's-widow), 674 nucleotides long. It is a transcript of the gene FECH, whose product is annotated as ferrochelatase. The annotation marks the transcript as partial. Lineage: Eukaryota; Metazoa; Chordata; Aves; Caprimulgiformes; Caprimulgidae. Gene Ontology annotation, cellular component: mitochondrion. Gene Ontology annotation, biological process: heme biosynthetic process. The record is from RefSeq and is a predicted model, not a curated record. Gene Ontology annotation, molecular function: protoporphyrin ferrochelatase activity. The transcript has 6 exons.